This is a messenger RNA of Teleopsis dalmanni, 1753 nucleotides long. Its product is annotated as transmembrane protein 135-like. The record is from RefSeq and is a predicted model, not a curated record. NCBI's taxonomy places the organism in Eukaryota, Metazoa, Arthropoda, Insecta, Diptera, Diopsidae.
UUUAUUUUCGCGAAACUUCACCAUAAAUUAUUUACUUUAUAAAAGCAAAAGAGAAUGACGAAUGUACAAAGCAAGUUUCUGACUCCAGUGCUAUGCACCUGCCAAGAAUUUCAACACCCAUGGACCAAACAUUGUGCAAAUGCUUCAGCUGGUCUGCUACUAGCUUCAAUACCAUAUUGCCUGCGCGUAUAUACAAUGGUAUAUAUGAUAUCGCUUAUGAUGCGACAUCGCAUACCUAAAAGAGACGAUCUCAUUAAGACAAUACGUGGGAUCUUGCAAUCCACAGCCUUUCUAUGUACAAAUGCCUUUUCGUUCAUAUUAUAUAAUUGCUUUAUACGUUAUCUGCUGGGUGGCUAUUACUGGCUUACAGUGUCAUUUGUGCCCGCAUUUUUCGCCAGCUUUACAGCACUUUUAGUUGAACGUCCAGAGCGGCGCUCUUUGCUCACGUUAUACGUUGCAAAUGUAGCGACAGAGACUAUUUGGAAUAUGGCUGAGUCACGUGGUCUCGUGCGCUCUAUACCACAUGGACAAACACUUAUAUUCGGUGUUAGCAUAUCAAUAUUACUUUAUCUAUAUCGAUUAGGUUUACAUAAAACCAGUUGUAAAGACUCAAUAUUUAAUAUAUUACGUAUAUUUGUGGGAAAACCAGAAGAGGGACCAAGAACAAUAGCAGAAGCUAAGCCUGAAACAAGUACAACGCAAUCGAGAACACCGCUCAAUUUAACUACAAUAAAUGGCAUAGUACAAGCUUAUGGACGUUUCAUUGAUACGCUUAAGAGUAAACACAAAUCAUGUCCACAUAAGGAGAGCUGUAUCAGUUAUGCUGCAUUCGGUGGACUAAAGCCUUUCAUUGGUGGUAUUAGCUUACAAGUAGCCCUAAAACUUAUAAUGAAUAUCAAGAAAAUUGUACAAAACAGAAUGAACUGGCGUAAGAGUAUAUUUAAUCGGGAGACGCUGAAAUUGGGAAUAUUUCUGGGCAGCUUCUCUUUAUUGUAUAAGUCUGUCUCUUGCUUACUAAGGCGCACAUUUGGUAAAGAUGAUCCACUUUUUGCUAUACCAGCUGGUCUUAUAGGCAGUAUAGCCUUUACACAAUAUCCCGACGUCACAGUUGCGUUAUAUGUUAUGUGGAAAACGUUGCAAAUCGUUUAUAAUUACGGAAUUGAGAAAAAGGUUCUCCCUAAAGUACCUGGAUUUAAAAUAUUAUUAUAUUCUUUCUGCACUGCUGUACUAUUUCAUGCCGGCGUAUUAGAACCUAAGAAUCUGCGUUCAAGCUACUUUAAAUUCUUACAAGCUAUAUCUGGAGAAAGACUUAGUAACUUCAAUCUGGCACCAUUUGACGUUUACGGAAAUAACUCACAUCAAAAUGCGAGGGAGGUCAUCAAGAAUUUAAACAUUGUUACCAAAUCGAAUUUACCAAAAUUCGCCAUGACCUCAUAAAAAAUAUCUAGGGGCUACUUUAGCUCUAAACGAAAUUAACUUAGUUAAAUUAACUACAUAAUAUAAAGUAAAUAUUAAAUUUUUUGUAUUAAUGUAUUUGUACAUAAUUAAUUGCGUUAAUAUGUAAUCUUUGCACUUGGACGAAAUUAGAGUUGAAUUUUGCAAAAAUUGGGUUUAUGGGGAUUAAAGGUUUAUGGACCGUAGAACUAUGUUAUUAACUAUGUACGUACAUAGUUAAUAUGGUUUAGAAAGUAAAUAUUUGCAUACGAUAUAUAAAAGUAUGUUCCUUUAUAUGGAUUGUUUAUAUUUGUCCAUG